Messenger RNA from Bombina bombina (fire-bellied toad), 3737 nucleotides. It is a transcript of the gene FBXO41, whose product is annotated as F-box protein 41. NCBI's taxonomy places the organism in Eukaryota, Metazoa, Chordata, Amphibia, Anura, Bombinatoridae. The transcript is spliced from 12 exons. Bases 1 to 2424 code for a protein of 807 amino acids. Gene Ontology annotation, molecular function: protein binding. The record is from RefSeq and is a predicted model, not a curated record.
AUGGCCUCUUUGGACUUACCUUAUCGUUGCCCGAGGUGCGGUGAGCACAAAAGAUUCAGGAGCCUGUCCUCCUUGAGGGCCCACCUGGAAUAUAACCACACCUAUGAGACACUCUACGUUUUGUCUAAAACCAACAGUAUUUGCGAUGCUGCUGUCUUCCCCUUGACGAGUGAGACAGCUUUGUUGACCCCAGCCCAUCGUAGGGAGGUAUUUGAGAGCACAUCUUUCCAAGGAAAAGAACAAAGAUUUACCAGGGACUUAGUGCAAGUUGAAGACUUUAGCCCAUCAUCUACUCGAUACACACAGGAGGUGGAGAUUCCUCUAGGUGAGAUAUUUAACAAGACAGGAAUGGCUUCCCACUCCCCACCUCCAGCAGCUGUGGCAGCGGCAGCUGCAGCAUCAGCAGCAGUAGAUGCUGCCUAUGAGGAAGGCUUGGCAAGACUGAAAGUGCGAGCAUUUGAGAAGCUGGAGGUGGACAAACGCCUGGAGAAGUUAACUGAGGAAGUGGAACAAAAAAUUGCUACUCAGGUAGGGAGGCUGCAGGUGGAGCUGGAGAGGAAAAGUUCUGAGCUGGAUAAAGCCAAGCAGGAGAGUGUGAGGUUGGGUAGAGAGAAGCAAGAGCUGGAAGACAGAGCUUCAGAGCUGACAAGACAGGUGGAUGUCAGUGUGGAGAUGUUGGCCUCUCUCAAACAGGACCUGGUGCAGAAAGAGCAGGAACUCACCAAAAAACAACAGGAGGUGGUGGAAAUUGACUUGUUCUUAAAGGAGACAGCAAGCCGGGAAGCCAACGCUAAGGUGCGUCUGCAGCAGUUUAUUGAGGAGCUAUUGGACCGCGCAGACAGAGCCGAGAAGCAGUUACAGAUCAUAAGCAGCUGUGGUACCAGCCCAAAUGGCAGCUUGGGGAGGUGCAGUGUGCCCGGGUACAAAGUGACCCCCAGACAGAGGGACCGACACCCAGGGACGGGCUCAGUUACUCAUGUCUCCUAUUCUGUCUCCAACCAGCGUGCAUCCUCCAGUAUGGGGGCCCCUGGCAGAGUGAAGACCAUGUCCCAGAGCUCGGGAUGUUAUGAUAGCGAUGGGGGGGAACAAAUGGGUGUAGAUGAGGACAUGGAAGGUCAUCACUACACAGGGAACAACCAAGAUAACAGCUUUGAGAGGAAUAACAAUAAUAGAAGCUCUGGAUUACGCAGGCAAGCUAUACAGAACUGGCAUCGCCGGCCGUACAGAAACAGCACCGAGGGGGAGGAAGGAGACAUCUCUGAUGUGGGAUCCAGGACUACAGAAUCAGAAGCUGAAGUCUGGGAACAAGACAGCAUCGGAUCUGCAGAGCUGAACUCAAACCGAUCAUUAGGCAGCUGCCGAAACAAAGGUCGAUGCGAUGGAAGAAUGCAGAGGCCAGAGAAAGGCAGCCCAUCUCGCUCUAACGAGGUCAUCAGCCCAGAGAUCCUAAAGAUGCGGGCAGCGCUAUUCUGUAUUUUUACCUACCUCGAUACCAAGACGCUGCUACGGGCUUCUGAGGUUUGCAAGGACUGGAAGUUUGUGGGACGACACCCAGCUGUAUGGACACGCGUGUUCCUAGAGAACGCCAGAGUUUCCCCAAAGUUCCUGAUCACUCUAUCACAGUGGUGCACACAGACGCACUCCCUGACCCUGCAGAACCUUAAGCCGCGCCAGCGAGGGAAGAAAGAGACAAAAGAGGAAUAUAUGAAAAGCACAAGGGGCUCCCUGGAAGCCGGACUGGAAUCAUUACUUAAAGCAACAGGAGGGAACUUGCUGAUCCUUCGGAUAUCUCACUGUCCGAAUAUCCUGACUGACCGAUCCUUGUGGCUGGCUAGUUGCUACUGCCGAGCAUUGCAGGCUGUCACAUACAGGAGCUCUACCGACCCUGUGGGUCAUGAAGUUAUCUGGGCAUUAGGGGCCGGCUGCAGAGACAUUAUUUCUCUACAAGUAGCACCACUGCACCCUUGUCAGCAACCUACACGUUUCAGUAACCGCUGCCUACAGAUGAUUGGUCGAUGUUGGCCUCAUUUAAGAGCAUUAGGAGUGGGUGGUGCUGGCUGUGGUGUUCAGGGCCUUUCUUCUCUAGCCCGUAAUUGCAUGAGACUGCAGGUGCUGGAGUUGGACCAUGUGACUGAAAUCAACCAGGAGGUGGCGGCUGAAGUUUGCCGAGAGGGUCUGAAGGGGCUAGAGAUGCUUGUGCUGACUUCCACUCCAGUCACACCUAAAGCCCUUUUACAUUUUAAUAGUGUUUGUCGCAAUCUAAAAUCCAUUGUGGUUCAGGUUGGUAUAGCAGAUUACUUCAAGGACGCCAGUAGCCCUGAAGCCAGGAAACUCUUUGAGGAAAUGGUCAAUAAAUUGCAGGCACUGAAGAAAAGACCUGGAUUUUCCAAGAUCUUACAUAUUAAGGUUGAAGAAGGUUGCUAACCAAGUUUUUUACAGACAGACUUUCCUUUAUGAAACUUAUGCCUACUGAGCACUCCAAUAUCCAGAGUUAAAUAACAGUGCCAUCUCCCUAUGGGAAGUGCCACACCCUUUUGCCAAAUAUACAGUUCCAAGAGUGUGUAGGAUGCCUAUAUGCCGGUGGUGCAAUCAAAAAUCUAAAGGACCUGAAAGCAAACGUCUCCUAUGACCCUCUUUUAAAGAAGGUGACUGGUAAAACCAAAUUUCAGGGCUCUUUAUCAUUUUUUUAGCUGUUGUUCCGGUUUCUGUGAAUUAAUCUCCAUAGCCAAGGAACACGGAAAUGGCCUGUGGUAUGCUGGUCUAGUUGGUCUAGAUGUAGCAUUAUUAAGAUUUCUGAGGCAAGCUGCAAAAAUUCGAAUGUUUGUGUGAAAAAUUAUUAUUUGUGUUUCAGUCAAGUGAGAUAUACCAUAAAUCUGUAUAUUAAUAUAUAUAUAGAAAUAUAUCAAUAUUUUAAAUAUAUAUAUAUACUAUUAUUUAAAAAAAUAUGGAAAAAGCAAGAAACUUUUUCCAGUUAAAUUAUGUUCAGAGUAUUAUAAUGAGAAGCACGAGAACCAGAGUAAUCCAUAUAUGGGGCUAUGAUCUUUAAAUGAUCACUUCAUUUGUGUUACAUUUCCAAAUAAAGUAUUAAUGUAUUUUGAAGGCAAUAAAAGAUAAUAAUUAUGCCAUUCAACUAUUGAUCCUUAGAGGAUUGAAGAGGACUAAACUCUCUUACCGAAGAGUAUGAAGAGACAAUCGGAUGAGAACUCUCACCUGCAGAGCUUCAGGAUGACCUAUGUUGGAGCAGGUAUCAAAUUGGGGGUGUGAACUUUCUUCAGUAAAGUUGCUCCAGUCAUACAAGGUGCUAUAAAGGACACUCUCUCUUUUACAUAUCACUUGCUUUGUAUUAUCUUUCUUUUUCCAUAGUAAUUAUUAUUGGAAGGCCAAACCAAACAUUUUCUUCCAAAAAAAAGAAGAGCUAAUGUCCUUCUGUAGAAACUGGUUAAUAUAAAAUAAUUAGUUAAAGCACUUUAAGGUGGCCAAUUGCUAAAAAACAAAUUAGUAAAUUUGUUGGUUAGAUUUGUAAAUGAUGCCCCAUCGGUAUGUCUCAUUGGUGUAAAUAAUUUUCUCCUAUAAAACCCAUUAUUGAUCAGAAGAGCCUUUGGUAUUAAAAUAUUGCCUGUUCUUAUUUUACUGGGUAACGGUAAACUGAUCUGCAAGCACAAAAUAUCUUCAUAUGAGGUCAAGAGAUUGAAUCUCAAAAUAUUUUCCAGAUGGAAUAAAACUUUGGGGUCAAAAAG